Messenger RNA from Callithrix jacchus (white-tufted-ear marmoset), 9762 nucleotides. It is a transcript of the gene GALNT5, whose product is annotated as polypeptide N-acetylgalactosaminyltransferase 5. Gene Ontology annotation, molecular function: polypeptide N-acetylgalactosaminyltransferase activity. Gene Ontology annotation, cellular component: Golgi apparatus. NCBI's taxonomy places the organism in Eukaryota, Metazoa, Chordata, Mammalia, Primates, Cebidae. Gene Ontology annotation, biological process: protein O-linked glycosylation. The record is from RefSeq and is a predicted model, not a curated record.
UAUGACAAAUUAAGUUUAUGUUUAUUGAAUAUAAUAAUAAAAACAGAUGGAUUCACCAAAAAAAAAAGUAGUUGGCUUACAAAGAAAUACAUUGAAACCCCCUGAAAGAAGGCUGUAAAUAACUAAACAUAUAUGUCUCUGGAAGUGAGGAGGGUAUACUGAGCCCCUUCUUUAAGCUGUUACAUUAACUUCAGUGAUGAAUUCCUCAGCAGAGCUUUGGCACCUGGGUACAACAGGGUUAAUGAGCAGGAGUAGGGUAGGUGGGGUUACAAACCAGGAACACAUGCCCUCCAAGUUAGAUAGCUUUUUUUCCUUUUUAAUUGCCCUUAACACACACGCUCUCACAUAACACAGAAGGUGAGAGCUGAAUGAAGUUUUCUGGGUAAUGACUUGAAAUGUUUUCCUUAUGAGAAGUAGUGUUGAGUUACAGCGGGCAGACGGAGAACGGGGAGGAGAGAAACAGCAGCCUCAAUCUGGCCCCCACCUUUUCUUGGGCUUGUAGGAAGGUGGACAUUGGCUCUUGGGGACCAGACAAGUGAUAUGUUGAACUGGUUGGUGGCUGGAAUCAACUGCUCCUGGAGUGACCUAAGGCCAGUGUUUACCAGAACUUAGCCAGGGCCAGCCAAGCAGGCACAGAUGCUCUGCUGUGAAAUGCCACGCAGGCAGAAACUGACAAGCGGUAGGAGCUGAGCUUUCCCCUUGGACGGCUGCUUCCUGCUGUGUUCAGGGGAGGGGGUCACUUUCUGGCAACUCUGCUGCCGCUGCUGCCACUGCUGCUGCUACUUCAGCUCCCUCUCCACUCAAGGUAAGCAGGCUAAAGGAGGGCAGGCUGCAAGCGAAAACUUUGUACCAUGAACAGGAUCCGAAAGUUUUUCCGAGGAAGUGGGCGAGUCUUGGCAUUUAUCUUUAUAGCUUCUGUCAUCUGGCUGCUCUUUGACAUGGCAGCUCUCCGCCUCUCAUUCAGCGAGAUCAACACUCGGGUCAUCAAGGAAGACAUCGUGAGGAGGGAGCGGUUAGGAUUCAGAGUUCAGCCAGACCAAGUGAAAAUUUUUUACAGCAGCAAAAAAGAGAUGAAACCUCCCCUAAAGGGACAUGGGAAAGGGGCAUGGGGCAAAGAGAACUUUAGAAAAACUGAGGGGAGUGUGCUCAAGGUUGAGGUUGACCUGGACCAAACCCAGAGGGAAAGAAAAAUGCAGAAUGCCCUGGGAAGGGGCAAGGUUGUGCCAUUGUGGCAUCCUGCACAUCUGCAGACCCUCCCCAUGACUCCUAACAAGAAGAAGACAGAAGGGAGGGGCAUCAAACCUGAAGCCUCCUCUCACCAGGGGACACCAAAGCAAACAACAGCUCAGGGAGCUCCAAAAACCUCACUCCUAGCAGCAAAAGGAACACCAUUAGUUACAACAUCAGUACACGUGGGACCCCUCAGUUUAAAACAGGAGGCCCUGAAGAGUCAUAGCCCUAGCAGUGACACAUCAAAACUAGCAGCUGAAAGGGACUUGAAUGUGACCAUCCGUCUUAGUACUGACAGACCAAAGCAGCGAUCACAGGCAGUAGCAAAAGAGAGGACACACCCUGCCAGCACACCAGUGCCGAAGUCUGGGGAAGUCAUAGCCUUAAACAAAACUGAGACUCAGAGCAAAGAAGUAAAUGCAAAUAAACACAAAGUCAAUAAGAGUCUUCCUUUUUCUAAGUUCAUUGUCAAUUCAAAUCACUUAAGGAAGCAAUCUAUUAAUGAGACACCUUUGGGAAGCUCGUCAAAGAAUGACAGAGCUGGAGGGGCUCAUGGAAAGAAACUCAAUUUCUCUGAAAGCCACAUUGUGAUUAUAACCAAGGAGGAAGAGCAAAAGACAGAACCCAAAGAAGUCUCCAAUCCUAAAACCAAAAUUAUAUUUCCUAACAUACUGGGUAAAAGCCAAGGUAAACAUAUUUCCAGGAAUAGAAGUGAGAUGUCUUUCUCUUCACUUGCUCCACAUAGACUACCACUGUCCCAAACUAACCACGCUUUAGCUGGGGGGCUAGAGCCAGCAAAAAUCAACGUAACUGCCAAGGCCCCCCCUAGAGAAUACAACCAGAGUUAUAUAAAGGCCCUUUUACCUGAAGACCAUGGGAUGCACCAGGUGUUAAGAAUUGAUGUGACGCUUUCUCCAAGGGACCCCAAAGCUCCAGGGCAGUUUGGGCGCCCUGUAGUUGUCCCCCAUGGAAAGGAGAAGGAGGCAGAAAGAAGAUGGAAAGAAGGAAACUUCAAUGUCUACCUUAGCGAUUUGAUCCCAGUGGAUAGAGCCAUUGAAGACACAAGACCUGCUGGGUGUACAGAGCAGCUAGUUCACAAUAACCUCCCGACCACCAGUGUCAUCAUGUGCUUUGUAGAUGAAGUGUGGUCCACUCUCUUGAGAUCUGUUCACAGUGUCCUCAAUCGCUCUCCUCCACACCUCAUCAAGGAGAUUCUGCUGGUGGAUGACUUCAGCACCAAAGACUACCUAAAAGAUGAUUUGGAUAAAUACAUGUCUCAGUUUCCAAAAGUUCGGAUUCUUCGCCUCAAAGAGAGACAUGGCUUAAUAAGGGCCAGGCUGGCAGGAGCACAGAAUGCAACAGGUGAUGUGUUGACGUUUUUAGAUUCUCACGUGGAAUGUAAUGUUGGUUGGCUGGAACCUCUUCUAGAAAGAGUUUAUUUAAGUAGAAAGAAAGUGGCCUGUCCAGUAAUCGAAGUCAUCAAUGAUAAAGAUAUGAGUUAUAUGACAGUGGACAACUUUCAAAGAGGCAUCUUUGUGUGGCCCAUGAACUUUGGUUGGAGAACAAUUCCUCCAGAUGUCAUUGCAAAAAACAGAAUUAAAGAAACUGAUGUAAUAAGGUGCCCUGUCAUGGCUGGCGGAUUAUUUUCCAUUGACAAAAGUUACUUUUUUGAACUUGGAACAUACGACCCUGGCCUUGAUGUUUGGGGUGGGGAAAAUAUGGAGCUCUCAUUCAAGGUAUGGAUGUGUGGUGGCGAAAUUGAGAUAAUCCCCUGUUCCCGAGUGGGCCAUAUAUUCAGAAAUGACAAUCCAUAUUCCUUCCCCAAAGACCGGAUGAAGACAGUGGAGCGGAACUUGGUGAGGGUUGCUGAGGUCUGGCUGGAUGAGUAUAAGGAGCUGUUCUAUGGCCAUGGAGACCAUCUCAUCGACCAAGGGUUAGAUGUUGGCAACCUCACCCAGCAAAGGGAGCUGCGAAAGAAACUGAGGUGCAAAAGUUUCAAAUGGUACUUGGAGAAUGUCUUUCCUGACUUAAAGGCUCCCAUUGUGAGAGCUAGUGGUGUGCUUAUUAAUGUGGCCUUGGGUAAAUGCAUUUCCAUUGAAAACACUACAGUCAUUCUGGAAGACUGCGAUGGGAGCAACGAGCUUCAACAAUUUAAUUACACCUGGUUAAGACUUAUUAAAUCUGGAGAAUGGUGUAUAGCCCCCAUCCCUGAUGAAGGAGCCACAGGGCUGCACCCCUGCGAUAACAGAAACAAAGGUCUAAAAUGGCUGCAUCAGUCAACACCAGUCUUUCAUCCAGAGCUGGUGAAUCACAUUGUUUUUGAAAACAGUCAGCAAUUAUUAUGCUUGGAAGGAAAUUUUUCUCAAAAGAUCCUGAAAGUAGCUGCCUGUGACCCAGUGAAGCCAUAUCAAAAGUGGAAAUUUGAAAACUAUUAUGAAGCCUGAAGUGGAACUGAUGUUUUUAUAUAGUAAACCCAUCAAAUACUGUGAAAAUAACACUGAACUUGGUAACUAUAUUUCUCAGCAGUAGUUUAAAUUUUCAAAUUUAAUAGCAUUUGAAUGGAAGAUUUUUUGUAAAUCACAAUAUUUGGAAUACCAAAGGACAACUCAGGAAAACAGUUCAACAUUGGACUGAAGUCCUUCUUCAGAAGUGAGUGACCUUUUGAAUUGCCUGCUUUUCACCCUGUGCUGGAACUCAUCCUGCAGAUUUCCCUAUGAAAGCUAACAGGUAACCAGAAAUGAAGACAGAAGGAUUUGAGAAAGCAUGAGGAUAUUUCCAAUGACUGUGUUUGAUAAAUGUCAGCUCUUCUGGCCUACAAGUAGGGAUGAUCAAUGAAAACUUAAUUUAGUUUUUUAUUUGGGAAAAUUUUCAUCAAACAAAAACUUCUUGAGUUUUUAAUGGCUAGAAGACCUCAGAUGCCCACAGCUAUCACAUUUGUGAAAUCCCUCCAGACUACAUGCAUGCUUUCCUAACAGUUUGAAAUAGUAUUGAUUUACUGCUGGUAACCUUACCUGAUGGUAGCAUUUUGAUUUAAUUACAUAAUGUUUUUUCCCAGUCCGAGUCAGUGGAAAAAAUUUUAAGUGAGGAAGAAGAGGCCUUCAAAUGCUUAUUUAAUUCUAGGUAUAAACACUGUUUCUGCUCAUUCUGUGCUUUUAAAACUACAACUUUAAAGAUUCGAGAUACCAAUAACUUCCUAGAUUCAUGUGGAUUUUUUUUUAAGGCAAUGAAAAAGGGGCUGGAUUAUAACACACUGUGGUAACCAAAAAUGCAUUUAAGCGCCGAAUGCGCUCUAGUGCAGGGCCAAGUAAGAGAAGUAAAAUGAGUAAAGCAGAAAUAGAGCUGCCGAAAGUUUCUGUUAUGUAAAAUAAUAAAAUACUACUUUAUAUAUAGUAGCAUUCAUAGGGAUAAAAUAUGAUAAAAAUGGGCUCUGAAAUAUUUCAAAGGGAAAAUAAAGUGAAGCAAAUGUCAUAAAAAAGGAAAGGAAGGAGGUAAACAAGUCUUAGGAAGAGAGUUAAGAAAAUUGCCCUGGACUUAGCCAAAGAAGGCAGGGGAUCUGGUAUCUCUAUGAAGGAAAAAAGAGAAAAUCCCUCAAUGUGGACCCAAUGAAAUCACUGACAAAUUUGGGAAAAGUUAAAUACUGAUUUGAUCCAAAUAAAGCCUCUAAUCUUAAGUACACCAAUACUUCGGCAUACCAGAAGAAGUCUUAUAAAUCAGGAUUUUUUUUUGAUAAGAAAACUGAUGCUGAGAGGACAAAUUACCUAAAAAUCUAAAAAUCCAAUCAAGAUUAAAAUUCAGGUUUCCAGAGACAGGGCUCAUUCUACUGCCUCAGGCCACUGGCUUAAACAAAUCUGUUCCCCAGAGUUCCUUAGAAAGAGAUAUACAAACUUCUUUGCUGAGAUUAGGUCCCUGGAGGACAACCAUACUAUAUUCUUGUUAAUAUGUUAAAAUAUAUAUAUAAACCUUUGUUCAGUUGAGAUGAUGGUGAAACAAGGUAUCUUUCAUUCUGACUUUGGGUUUAGCGUUUACUUUUAACUCUCAACAAGUUACAUAAAAACAAAGCUACAGCUAAGAAUGGGAAGAAGAACUAUUUCUGCACAUUUGUAACAUAUUUAAGAUGCUUUAUUCAAGUAAUUGAAAAUUGCAGAUGAAUAAGAGAAUGACCAGAACAUGAGAUAGUUAUGUGCUGCAUAAUGAUGUUUUAGUCAACAAUGAACCACAUAUUUGACAGUGGACCCAAAAGAUAUUAAUAAUAUGGUAUUUUUAACUGUAGCUUUUCUAUGUUUACAUAUGUUUAGAUACACAAAUACCGUGGUGCUACAGUAGCCUACAGUAUUCAAUACAGAAACAUGUACAAGUCUGUAGCCUAGGAGCAACAGGGGUUUCAUACAGCCUAGGUGUGAAGUAGGUUACAUACACCAUCUAGUUUGUGUAACUGCACUCUGAUGUUCACACAGUGAUGAAAUUGCCUAAUGACACAUUUCUCAGAAUGUAUUUGUGUCAUUAAAUGAUGCAUGACUGUAAUUCUUUUCAAAACAGAGCCAUAUGGGGAAAGGGGGUGGGAGGGACACAAGUCAGUUGCCAAAAGACUAAUUGAGUCACUGACAAACUGAAUAUACUAAGUGCCUCAUGUAACUCUUCAUGUAACUAAAACAUGUUGAGAGGUUUUUUCCCCCUGAUAUAUAGGCUCUUUAUUUUUCCAAAAAUAGUUUCCACAAAGAAAUCAACUCUGUUCUGAAAAAAAAAAAAGAAUUAUGUUUUAAACACACUUACCUUUGGAUAUAUCAGCUAAAGGAGGUUAGAUUGUUUUCCUUAACAGAACCAUCUGUUCAGUUCACAUUCUUUCUGAGUUUACCUUGACAUACUUACUGCAUAAAGCUAUAUUUAAAUCUACAUUGUCAAUACAACAAAGGAUUGUUUUUGAACAUCACAAAUUUGUUCUUGAAUAGAAUUUUAUAAAUUGCUUUUAUCAUAUAUUUGCUUAGUUACUCUAAGAAGCAAGAAACUUAUCACUAGUUGGGAAUCUAUAUAGGCCUAACCUUGAGUUUACUGAUUGAUUAUGAAAUCUACUACCAUUUUCUUAAGCAUUGCCUUCUAAAUUUUUUCAGGAGACUGGAAUAAAAGUAUCAAUGCCACUAGGUCUUUUGGUACUUCUAAUGAUAAACCUCUGGAUGAGACAGGUCCUAAUCAGCACUGAAUUAUUCAAUAGGGGGCUGUGUGAUAGGAGUUACAGAUUUUUCCCUGUAUUAGCUUAGGUCUUUGCCUUUUCUUAAAAAAAAAAAAAAAAGUCUACGCAUCUUGUUACCUUGAAUACAAGGGUAGUCCUAUUAAUAUUUAACAGGACUAACCAACUUACCAAGCCAUCUAAGUGCUUCUGAGACUUUCAGUUUGCAUAAUCUCUUUCUCUUUUUCAACAGUUGCCCAGCACUUCUGCCCUACUCUCUUGUAAACUGACGCAGCUGUUGUUGGUACAACCGUGUUUUAUCACCAGCAUCAAAUUUGCUCAAUACUGCUUGCUGACAUCCCUCAGAUGUCAUUUACAGCAAACCACCAUGUGCCAUGAUCACAAUGUAUUAUUAGCUUCACCAUACUUAUUUGGAAACAUUCUUUUCAAUAUUAAAACACCUUGCUUCUAGUAUUAGUUGGGGACUGCAGAGGGGCAAAGAUACCAUUUUCAGUGUGUAGGAGCUCAAUAUUCCCAACCAACCUUAAUUUCAUUAAUGGCUUAUAAUUAUUUUUAGGGGACAUUCAUGCAAUAGAAGGAGGUUGAAACAUGACAGACAGUACCAUCUUGCUUCGUUUUAACAUCUCUGGCUGAAUUCCUAUAUUCAGAAUACAAGAAAGAAAUUUUGCUGGCCAGUCAGUCAUGGUGCCUCACGCCUAUAACCUCAGCACAUUAGGAGGCCAAGGCAGGCAGAUUAUGAGGUCAGAAGUUCAAGACCAGCCUGGCCAAUAUGGUGAAACCCUGUCUCUGCUAAAAAUACAAAAAGUAGCUGGCAUGGUGGUGGGCGCUUAUAAUCCCAGCUACUUGGGAGGCUGAGGCAGGAGAAUUGCCUUGAAUUGGACAGGUGGAGGUUGUAGUCAGCCAAGAUCAGCCACUGCACUCCCUAAUCUUUUACUAUGCAAUCUUUUACUACCUGGCUGUCGCAAUGACACCUGCACAAUGGCUUUACCUGGCUGGUGCAGUGAUGCCAUGACACCCUCAAGCGUGCUGACAAGGAAAAGGGAGCAGGGAUUCCCAUGUUCAGUGUGCCUGGCUUCCAGGUACAGCUGUUAGUUUUACAUAUGCAAGCCUCUAGCUUGCAUAUCUAUGGUUGCAACUUGAGUUUUCAGGCUGCUUUCUGUUAGAAAAGAAAUGCUUUGGGCUGCUUUUUAUUAAAGAAAAAAGCGACUGAGCUAUUUUACCAUUUCUAACUGCCUAAAAUAAAUUUUUAAUGAUGCCUGUGUUAAUAUUACCAACUCUUGAUUCCUCCAACCUUUAAACAAAGCUGGCAGUUGCUCAUCAUGAACAGAGAUAAAAAGUUAAAAAGUUGGAGUCCUUUAAAACACAAGCCAUGACGUUUUAUUUCUACUCAUUGUGUAGAUUGUCACUACUGUGCUUUUGCAGCAACUUUUGCAUGGGUUACUCAAUAGUUGCUACAAGACAAAAUGCCUUACAAUUAGAAAAGAAACAUUAACCAGAGCUAUUGUACAAAUAUUUAUUUUUUGACAAAUGGCCAUUCCAUGGACAGUUUUGAAUAAGCCAUAUAAAGUAUUAUAUAUCCCUGAUGAGGCUUAAUGGACUGUUAUUUCAGGUGUUGGUGGUGUCUGUGUCUAAAAGAAAGAAACCAAUAACAUCACAAGAAGCAGAUUUAAUGCCUCUGUUUUCAACCUAAUGAAACAAUCAUUUCAAUUAGGGUCCCUCUGCAAGUUUAUGUGGAUCUUUGCUUUGUAAAAACACAAACAAAACACAAGGGAAAAUCCUCAUUUUCUAGCAAAUAUGGCAACUUCUAAUAUGCUGAGUUUCUAAUAAUGAGUUGCCAUCAAAUAAGUAAUAAAUAAUUUCUUUGGAAACAAGAGCUUUCUAUUUUUUUUUUAUUGAUUGACAGAUAUUUACUAGUUUAAGGAUAUUGGUCAUAAGUAUCUAUAUAAUAAAGCCUUUAUAUUAGAUGCUAGAUUAAAACGUUUGAUAGCAUAAAUACAUCUUUAACUGACCAUUCAAAAACAUCAAUUUUUUUGUGAAUAUAGUGUAUGUUUGUAUAUGUAUAUAUAUUUACAUAUUUUUUUGAUACUUUGAACUGGAAGAAAGAAAUUUCAAGUUUCUACUCACAACAUAAAGAAAAUUAAAUGUUUUUUGAUAUUUUAAAGUCUUUCAGGCGUAUAGCUUUGUCUGCAUCUGGCCUGCUGCACAAAAGUAUCCCAAAUGAACUUUCACUCUGGAUACCAUUUUCCAACUUGAAGGAGUAAUCAAAUUCUCCAUUAUCAGGGUGCUUGUUUUCAGUUUAAGAUUACACAUACUUCUUCUCCUUCAAGCAAGUACCCCAAAUUUGCUAGUUUUAUACAUAUUAGCUACAAACAAGAUAAUCCAAAGAUUAAGUGAGUGAAUUUUUUAAAGGAUCGCCUGAAAACAUUUGCUAAGGGGAGACUAAAAAUAGAAACUUGGAGUAUAAAGGAUGUUGGAAUUAACCAUUUUUAAGUACUUUUUUUCUGCAUCUGAUCAACUGAACUUAUUAUAAAGAAGGAAUCAAGUAUGUAACUUUAUAUUUCUAGAUAGAAAUCCAAAUUGCUUUCUAAAUUCAUUUCCAAAACUCUCCUGUGCUGGCAGUUAGCUACUAGAAAUCAUCAUUUCAUUUUGCAGUUUGCCGUGUUUUGAGUGAGUUCAGCUGCUUGUUACUACCCAUGUAAUUGUGUUUGUAUUGAUGGCCUGGCUCAGUUACUUCAUCAUCUCCGUGAACUAUACGCACAUUUUCAUUGUCUUUAAACAAUACUGAGUUUUGAAGUUAAGUAGAAUAUUGUAGGAGUUAUCAGUAACCCAUUCAUUGUGUUAUGUUUCUGUCCUAUAUUUCAGUAUUGGCAAAUAUAAUUUUUGACAUUGCAUUUUACAGUCCUCUUAUUUUUUUAGAGUGAUGAAAGUUCAAGUUUUAAGAGAAGUGGUUGCCUUUCUCAUAUUGUCAAACAUAUUUCUUCUUUUUUAUGCUCUGGUGUUUCAUCCUUCUCCAUAAUUUUCUAUUGCUACUUAUUUUAAAAGUUUCCCCAUCACACUGAAAAACUUAAAUGUUGAUUGUCCAUUUGAAAAUGUGCCAAUAGUACUAUUCCAUGUAAACAUGCAGAACAAUUGCUAUAAAGAUGUCGGCAUAGUUUAAAUGUACUACUUUGAUGAUUACAGAGAUUUUUUUCAAUUUGUUCAUGUUAAGAUGUAGCUUAAACAGUAUCUCAGUUCCUUAAAAAAUAAUAGAAAUAUUUCAUGUAUAUUACAUAUCUACCUACCAGAAAUCCUUUUUACAAUUUUAUAUACAAUUAUUUUAAGAUCUUUUUGAAAUAAAUAAUGCAAAAGAA